UUCAUAACAGUCAGCGCCAACAUCAUGGCACUUAAAGCAGUAAUUUGCUCAGUUCUGAUCCACGCGAUACUAGCUGUAGCUGGGAAGAUAGCGGAUGAAGGCACUUAUCGUGAUAGGAACACUUCACCCGAUAGUAUCAAUCUGUCGUUCGACAACUUGCCGAAGACUGCGAAUCAGAACAGAAGAUUUAUCCCUCAGACGUGUCAGAAUCAAUCAUCUGGAAUUCAACCCGUUCAACCGCAGUUCGGAUACAACGAACCGUACCUAGUGGUAUGCGAUCAGAACUACUCCGGGGGAGGUUGGACCGUCAUUCAAAAUCGCUUCGACGGUGCAGUGAACUUCUAUCGUGGUUGGGAGGCGUACGAGAACGGUUUCGGAGACUUGUUUGGGGAGUUCUGGUUAGGUUUAAAAAGAAUCCACGAGCUAACCUACGCCAGGCAUCACGAGCUGCGCAUUGUGCUGGAGGACUUUGAUGGCAACACGGUAUGGGCUCGGUAUAGUGACUUUUCGGUGGCAGGUCCAGAGGAAAAGUACAAAGUUAAAAGUUUGGGCAAAUACACCGGGACUGCGGGGGAUUCGUUUCAGACGGUUCUGAAUCAGUAUUUUAGUACAUUGGAUGCGGACAAUGACGAGGUGCCGGACGCAAGCUGUGCCGUGUUGUAUCAAAGUGGAUGGUGGCACAAGAAUUGUCAUUCAAGCAAUUUGAACGGUUUGUAUCUGCCAGGGCCACAACAAGUAUACGCAACGAUGAUGUGUUGGAAAGAUUUCAGAGGAUAUUAUUAUGGUUUGAAAAGUUCCCGAAUGAUGAUCCGGGUUGUUGACAAAACGAUUGUAGUAUAAAAAAUACAAGGAACGGAAGAAGCUGUCUGAAAUAUGAACAAAAAUAAAUAAAAUGUUUUGAUACAUCAGCA
Messenger RNA from Aedes albopictus (Asian tiger mosquito), 911 nucleotides. RefSeq names its product ficolin-2-like. The record is from RefSeq and is a predicted model, not a curated record. Lineage: Eukaryota; Metazoa; Arthropoda; Insecta; Diptera; Culicidae. The transcript has 2 exons. The coding region runs from base 25 to 840 and encodes 271 amino acids.